Messenger RNA from Trichoderma asperellum CBS 433.97, 711 nucleotides. The record is from RefSeq and is a predicted model, not a curated record. NCBI's taxonomy places the organism in Eukaryota, Fungi, Ascomycota, Sordariomycetes, Hypocreales, Hypocreaceae.
AUGUUUCGGCCGAAGCUCGCCCUCUUUUCAAGCCCCGAUGAACAAUCCGGCAAAUCGCUAGGCCUCGUAAUUGUCUACCCUGGUGGUGGUGUCAAAGGGCAGACUGCAGGAACAUAUGCAAAGAGGCUCUCAGAUGCAGGCUUCACGACCCUUGUGUAUGAUGCGGCCUUCCAGGGCGCCAGCGGAGGAGAACUUCAUUUCCUUGAAGAUCCAAACGGCAACCCGGAUUCUGUAGACUCAAGAAAGAUUGACGUGGUAGGGAUCCGCGCUGGAGGUGGCUACGCAAUUGCUGCAGCCAAGGGGGACCAUGGAUUAAAGGCUGUGGCAACUGUCAGCAUGGUGGAAGCUCUGCAUGCAGCAGCGGCUCAUAUCACAGCUGAGGUGAAAGGUGCAGAACGUGCCAGUGCGCCGUGUGUGCCUCCGCAGCCUGAUGACAAGACUCCUCGAGACAUGAAGGAGGCCAGCGACUACUAUCUUACACUGCGAGCACAGCAUCCUCGUGCUGCAGAGAAGAUGCUAUAUCUCAUCUUCCCACGCCUUCUCACUUUUGACGCAUUCCACCUUGUAGAUAUUUUCCUGACGCAGCCUGUUUUGCUAAUCGCUGGUGCAGAAGCUGGAUCACCGUGGCAUACCGAGAAAUUAGACAAGCUCUUUGGGGGCGCUACUAGGAAGUUGAUUGUUCCCAAAGCAGCUCACAUGGACUUUUUAUGA